This is a messenger RNA of Tribolium madens (black flour beetle), 2537 nucleotides long. Its product is annotated as transient receptor potential cation channel protein painless-like. Gene Ontology annotation, molecular function: protein binding. Bases 106 to 2460 code for a protein of 784 amino acids. The record is from RefSeq and is a predicted model, not a curated record. Lineage: Eukaryota; Metazoa; Arthropoda; Insecta; Coleoptera; Tenebrionidae. The transcript is spliced from 2 exons.
AUUUGCUGAGUUAUUUCUUUUUUGUCGUCAAACAAAUAGCAUUUCAGUUUUUAGUUAGUUCUCUUUAAUAACUUGCGGACAGCUUGUAUCGGAAUAACUUUCAGUAUGACAACAGAAAUAUUAAUUCGAGAAAAAAGUAAGCAGGUGCUACAAUACCUCGAGAAGGGCAACUUGGAAAGUGCUCGACAAGCCAUCUUUAAUCAACAUGAAAUUCUAAGUUACAAUUUUGGUUUGGUCGAUUUCGUUUCUCUCAUUCCCAAAGUACGAAACUCGAAAAACAUUCGGAAAAACAACGAUGCACUUAAAGUGGUAAUAGACUGCGGAUUUGAAAUUUUUUCAAAAGGAGAAAACAUUGAUGAAUUGUUAUUUUUCGCUGCUGCUAAAUGCGAUUUGGACAAACUGAAGUUCAGCGUGAAGAAAAUUCUAGAAGUGGAUGCAAAAAACAUUAACCAAGUCAGAGAAGGAGACAAUGCUUUGGUUUUUCUGAUAAAAUAUGGAAGUCUGGGGCAUGAGGACUGUCCAAAAUGUGUAAAAUGUCUCAUUCAAGCGGGUAUUGACGUCACUAGGGAGGAUUAUUUUUCAAAUAGUCCACUAGGACUUCUUGUAAACUUAUAUGAAAAAUUUUCAAAUAGAAAAAAGAAAAAUGAUGCAGUGCUUAAAAAUUUACAAAAUUGUAUCGAGUUACUUUUGGACACAAAAUUUAUUGAUUUAGACUUGACCAAGUCUGACAACUCCAGUUUGUCUGUUAGAAAUCUUCUGGAAGAACUUCGCUUCAACCAGAACAUUUUGACCUAUCAGGUUGAGACCAACACCAGUGAAGACGAUGUUGCCAGGUUAUUUAAACUAUUGCUAAGCGGUGAAAAAGAAGCAUUUCAAAAAUCAGUCAAAAAACACCUCAAUGCAGACGACGGCAAUAAUACCUUUUUACAAUUGUGUUGUGAAAAGAACCUAAAAGACACUGCAAGUUUUUUGAUAAAAAAUGGCGCCGAUUUGACUAAAACUACCAAUAGGAAUCAUCAAACGCCUUUGGAGAUAGCAGCGAGACGGGAUCAUGGAGAAAUUUUUGAUGAUCUUCUGACUACAAACAAAAUUCCCAUAGACGCACAACUUUUCAUGACAUUCGUUCUUAAACGUCCAAAACACAUAAAGGCGCGAUAUUUAGACGAACUUUUAAAGUAUAAACAUUUAAAUCCGAAUUUAAAACUAAAUAACGGAAAUACUCCUUUGUAUUACGCUAUUACUUUUUCAAAUACUGAAGCAAUCAGCGUUUUGCUUCAACGCGGAGCAUCUCUUACUGCAGAAAAUGAUAAAGGAAAAUGUCCCCUCGAUUACAUAAAUGCUGAAGAUUUAGAAAAUCAAUUAAAUAAGUGUAUUAUCCUUGAUAAUUACACCGACAUUAAUAACGGCAAGUAUAACAUAGCUUUGAACUUUCAAAAUAUUAUUGAAAAGGAUGAUCAAGGAAUAAAAUCAGAAAUAACGGUUGUUGAAAAAAUUUCGAAUUCUGAAAAAUUAGCACAUUUACUCAAACACCCUCUUAUUUCGUCUUUUAUUGAUAUUAAAUGGAACCUUGUCAAAUCUUUAUUUAAGAAACUUUUCUUUUUUAACUUAUUUUUUUACACAACAAUUGUUUUAUCAAUUAUUAAUUUGAAUCCGUUUACUUAUUAUUUUGGGCUGAUUUUAAGUUUAUUAUAUUCGGUCAAAAUUGCUUUCUUUUUUAACUGGGAAGGAAAUAAAUUACACGAAACUGUAGAUCUUGCUAUGAUUACAACAAUAAUACUUUUUUUAAUGCAGAGUAAUUUAAUUUUGGCAAUAUUAGUAACGGUAUUAAUGGUUUGUUCACUUCAUUUGUAUUGGAGAUUUGAGCCAAGAUUUUCCCAUUUUUAUUCAGUUUUGAUUUUUACUCUAAGUAACUUUUUUAUUUAUUUGUUAUACGUACUCAUUUUAGCAAUAUUCGGAGGUGUUAUCUGUUACAUAUUUUCCUUAAUGCACAACAACGAAGGAAAUACAGCCAAACAUCAUUCUAAAAAUUUAUUACAUAGUGUACUAAUUUUACUUCCUCAGUUUUAUAUCCCACAAAUUUGCUUUUUUGGAGUAUUCGCUUCUGUGGUAACAAUAAUGAUUAUUACAAAUUUUGAAUAUUUUCAGAAAAAAGUAAGAACCAAAAUUAGCCAAUUCGAAAUAAUGAGUAAGACAAAUGUCUUAAUAUUUUUAAAAAGUGUUGAACAAUUUUAUAUCCGAUUUGGUGUUUUUAUUCAAAGUCCUCUUAUUUUUGAAAAAAAUGAAGGUGGAAUUCAAAGACUCGUAAAGAAAGAAAAAAGAAAAACAAAAAAUGUAAACAAUUUCAUCAUCAAUUAUUUGGUUAAUCUAAACAAAUUCACAUGGGCGAGACUUUCGACUAUGAUGCUUAGCGAUGAUAAUGUAAUUGCAGUCAAAAAUAAAAUAAAAAAUAACUGUGAAUGAAAGAACAAGAAUUGGCAGAAUUAUCUUUAAGUAUACCUACAUAAUUAUUGUUAGUAUAUAAUGUUGAUUAAAUUUAA